This is a messenger RNA of Penicillium bovifimosum, 723 nucleotides long. RefSeq names its product RNase P/RNase MRP complex subunit. Gene Ontology annotation, molecular function: ribonuclease P RNA binding. The transcript is spliced from 2 exons. Gene Ontology annotation, biological process: rRNA processing; tRNA 5'-leader removal. Lineage: Eukaryota; Fungi; Ascomycota; Eurotiomycetes; Eurotiales; Aspergillaceae. Gene Ontology annotation, cellular component: ribonuclease MRP complex; ribonuclease P complex. Bases 1 to 723 code for a protein of 240 amino acids. The record is from RefSeq and is a predicted model, not a curated record.
AUGACCUCCACCCCACCCCAAAAAUCCCACAUCGCACACACCCUCCUCUCCCGCGCCCACUCCCCCGACAGCGCAACCCAACAAUUCACGGAGCGCAUCAAACAAAAACCUCUCUUCCUGCGCGCAACAUCCCCCACAGCAUCCGACAACCGCUCCCGCCGGCGCCUCCACCGCCUCCGCAAGAAAGAAUACUUCAUCCGACACCAGAAGCCACGGCCGUUAUCCGCGCGGCAGAAGCGCGAGUCAGGACUGUACGAUCUACCCAAGGAAGAAUGCAAAUACGCCAUCUUCAAGGGUCUGCAUGAGCUGUGGGUUGGGUAUAUGCAUGAGAUCCUGGAUGUGAAGGGUGGGGCACAUAUCUCGCCGGUUUCGCAUGGGAGCAAGCUGGUCAGUGCUGACUAUCAUGGGGCUGAGGUUGAGGUUGUUAGGAGUCGGUGUGCUGGGAGGGUUGGGGUUAAGGGGAUUGUGGUGCGGGAUACGAAGUUUACGUUUGUUGUUGUUACGGAGCGGGAUGAGGUUAAGACUAUACCGAAGGAGCAUACUAUCUUUCGCUUUGUAGUGCCUGUUCUGGGGUCGGAGGGGGAUGGCAAGGAUCAGGUGGAAGGGGCUGAUAACAGUGGUUAUAAGCCGUUGGCUUUCGAGCUGCAUGGGAAUCAGUUUGAGAACCGGCCGGUGGAUAGGGCUAAUAAGAAGUUUAAGUGGAGGAAUAUCGACUAUGUAUGA